ACUACAUUAGUCCUACCGUAUCCGGGUCAGCAGGCAGUAAUGGCGGCCACCAUGGAGACAGCAGCUGGCAUGAGCAAGAUGCUGCAAUUUAUGAAAUUUAUCGGACAGCUCAAAAGGGUCCCGCGGACUGGCUGGGUGUACAGGAACGUGAAGAAACCAGAGAGUGUAUCAGACCACAUGUACCGCAUGGCCAUGAUGUCUCUGACCAUCACUGACCCCACAGUGGACAAGGACAGAUGUAUAAAACUGGCUCUGGUUCACGACAUGGCAGAGUGCAUUGUGGGAGAUAUUGCUCCAUCAGACAACAUCAGUAAAGCAGAGAAACACAGACAAGAAGAGGAAGCGAUGAGGCAUCUAACAGGUCUUCUGCCGGAGGGACUCAGACAAGAAGUUUACGGACUGUGGGAGGAAUAUGAGACCCAGAGCAGUCCAGAGGCCAGGCUGGUAAAAGAGUUUGACAUCCUGGAGAUGAUCCUGCAGGCUCACGAAUACGAGGAGCUGGAGGGAGCGCCGGGAAGACUGCAGGAGUUCUUUGACUCCACCAACGGUCGUUUCCACCACCCAGACGUGCUCCAGCUCGUCAGCUCUUUGAAUGAAGAGAGAGGAUGCCGCAUGACUGAAACGGAUCAAACAAAGAAUUCUGGAAACGCACAGACAGCCGGUGAAGCAUCUUCACAGCCCCGUACGACUUCACACACCUCCUCCUGACUGUAACGCACAAACACCUCCUCAGUGCAGGGACAGAGAUAUCGCACUGUAACACAAAAUGUGUGUGUACAAGGAUGCACAAGCACGUCACAGGAUCUGGCAUGUGAGCGAGUGGAAAACUGUGGUUUGAGGAGUUUCAACUGUCAACUGAGGAUAAUGGCACAUGGAUGCCUUCAAUUUUGGCCCAUUGUCUUUUCUGUUUCACCUCAAUGUAUCUGUCCACACUGUCCUGGAAAUGUCUGACAUCGACUAAUGCAAAAACAGCCAGAUAAUAUAGAAAUGCAGAAAUGCGUCAACACAUAAUAAAUGUCCUCAUUAAUAGGUUGGACCAUUAAUAAAACCUGUAUAAAUUUUUAUGUUCUCAAAUCAUCACAUAUAUUAGUUACCGCUUAUUGACCAACAUUUCUUUCAACAGGUUUUAUUGUAUGCUUCCAAUCCACUGAGAAAUGAUCUAUCUAUAUAUCUAUCUAGCAGAUAUUACAUUAUAGGGUUAUGCAUAAAUAAAUGUAACAAUGGUGCUGUACCAUCAGAAAAAAAGUGUUGAUGCAUUUUCUGAUGCUGUCUUACUGUACAAUAUACAGAAUGUUAGUAAUAUACAUGUUAUGUAAAUUGGUAACAGCAUACUCAGGAAUUCAGUGUUGACAUGAUGUGGACAUUAUUUUCUGUGUUGGUUGUUAUGUUUCAGAGUUUUAGUCAGCUUUUGGGGGGAAAAAAGAAAAAAAAAGGUCUUUAACUGGUGCUGAGUUAAAUUUUGACUUCAACCCAACACAAUAUACACAUGUAAAAUGUAUACUGCAGUUCAUUUUCCAGUGACAGAACAUGCAUUACCUCAGUUAUUCUGUAAUAGGUCAGACAUGACAACCUACACAAGAUCUUUCAGCACUCGAUUGUUGAUGAAUUUUAAUAAAUACAUUUCAUGGACAGAC
Molecule: messenger RNA, 1634 nt
Organism: Micropterus salmoides (largemouth bass)
Lineage: Eukaryota; Metazoa; Chordata; Actinopteri; Centrarchiformes; Centrarchidae
Gene: hddc2
Product: HD domain containing 2
Exons: 6
Coding region: 40-708 (222 amino acids)
Cellular component (GO): cytoplasm
Molecular function (GO): 5'-deoxynucleotidase activity
Source: RefSeq, a predicted model, not a curated record